Messenger RNA from Trichomonas vaginalis G3, 1398 nucleotides. Its product is annotated as positive regulation of rRNA processing. Gene Ontology annotation, biological process: protein phosphorylation. NCBI's taxonomy places the organism in Eukaryota, Parabasalia, Trichomonadida, Trichomonadidae. The coding region runs from base 1 to 1398 and encodes 465 amino acids. The transcript has a single exon. Gene Ontology annotation, molecular function: protein serine/threonine kinase activity; ATP binding. The record is from RefSeq and is a predicted model, not a curated record.
AUGUCUUCGGACUAUAGUGAUGAUUUUGACGACAACUUUGAUGAUAUUAAUUUAGACAAGGCAGAUAGGGCUUCAGGCGAACAUAUUGUUCCUAAAAUGCUUGAAAUGUAUUCCCACAAGCUGAAUUUUGAACUUCAAGGUAACUUAUACGUCGAUAAAACACGUGAUUCAAUUGAGCAGAACGAUGCAAAAAGAAAGGCUUUACGUCCAGGAAAGGAUAUGAGAAGAACUGAAGAACAAGUUCUUGAUAAUCGUACAAAAGUUGUUUUAUUCAAACUCUUAAACAGAAAAAUCUUAGGUGAUAUUGAAGGUUGUAUCUCUACUGGUAAAGAAGGCAACAUUUACAUCGGUCAUCGUGGCGAAUCCGCUCCUGAAACAUGGCCAGAAAAAUUUGCAAUCAAAAUCUUCAAGACAUGCAUUCUCAAAUUCAAAGAUCGUGCUAGAUAUGUUACAGGCGAGCAAAGAUUCCAGCACCACUCCAAGUCAAAGAACUCAAGAAAAGCUGUUGUUCUGUGGUCGGAAAAAGAAUUCAGAAACUUAAGUCGUCUUCACAAGAACGGUGUUCUUUGCCCUGAACCACUUCUUGUUAAGCACAAUAUUAUCUUCAUGGAACUCAUUUUGAACAAAAAUUCUCCAGCUCCAACCUUACGUCUUGCAAAUCUUGCUACAAAGCAAUUCCAAGACCUCUACAUAGAUCUGGCCAAGACUAUCCGCUUCAUGUACCAUACCUGCGAGCUUGUUCAUGCAGAUCUUUCCGAAUACAAUCUACUUGUCAAAGGAACAAGUUUAUACAUCAUCGAUGUUGGUCAGGCAGUCGAAAUAGACAACCCCAAUGCCAACCAAUUCCUCAGAAACGAUAUCUGCGUCAUUACAAGUUUCUUCAAAUCUCGUGGUGUAAAAACAGCUCCAUUAAAGCUUCUUUUCGACUUCAUCGUCGAUCCAAAGCUCUACGGAAGCGAAGAUGAAGUCCUCAGGAACAUCAUGGAUGAGAAAGAAACAAUUACUCCACAAGAAUUUACUCAAGUUUACAUUCCACAAAGACUUGACCAAGUAAAUGACCCAGAAGCAGAAAUUGCUGACUUAGAAGAUGGCUACUACACCAAUGCUCAAUACCACGGUGCUUUCACUGGCAUUAUUCCUACUUACGUCGCUCCAGAUGAAAUUGAUUUGGCAAGAAUGGCCGAAGAAGAAGAGGAGAUGGAGGAGGAAGAAGAAAUGGAAGAAGAGGAAGAGAAAGGUGAGAAAAAGGAAACUCUUGACCGAAAGAAUUAUACAAAAGCUGAAUGGAAGGAAAUUCAGAAGAAACUUAAAGAACGGAGAAGAGAAAAGAGAUUAACAAAGACUCCUAAGUACCAGAAGAGAAAGGCUUAUAGAAAAGCUCAUCCAAAUGCCAAAUAA